This is a messenger RNA of Rhododendron vialii, 2276 nucleotides long. Its product is annotated as T-complex protein 1 subunit gamma. The record is from RefSeq and is a predicted model, not a curated record. Gene Ontology annotation, cellular component: chaperonin-containing T-complex. NCBI's taxonomy places the organism in Eukaryota, Viridiplantae, Streptophyta, Magnoliopsida, Ericales, Ericaceae. Bases 275 to 1942 code for a protein of 555 amino acids. Gene Ontology annotation, molecular function: ATP hydrolysis activity; ATP-dependent protein folding chaperone; ATP binding. The transcript has 13 exons. Gene Ontology annotation, biological process: protein folding.
UCAAAGCGGUGAAGAUUUUGAUCCAAAGCGAUGACGUCCAUUCCGGAAUUAUUUGGGCCCUGCAAGCCUACUGGGCUUUGCGCAUCGCCGAGGCAUAUCUCACGCGCGUGACUGCACGUGACACGAACCUAGAUCUCUCCAGGGUUUUGCCGCUUCACUCUUCUCUCUCUGUAUUCAGCCAUUUGCAUUCUCCUCACGACAGAGCUAUUCGAAAAACAGAUCCAAGAACCCGAUCGUCAUUGAGCUAGGGUUCAUAUCUGUCCACCUCGGAGCCAUGCACUCACCUGUAGUCGUUCUCAAUGAUUCUUUGAAUCGUGAAUCUGGCAGCAGGGUGCACCAUGCCAAUAUCCAAGCUUCGAAGGCUGUGGCUGACAUAAUUCGCACUACCUUGGGUCCACGAUCCAUGUUAAAGAUGCUUCUUGAUGCUGCAGGAGGAAUUGUAGUGACUAAUGAUGGGAAUGCCAUCCUCAGAGAGCUAGAUCUUGCUCAUCCAGCUGCUAAGUCCAUGAUCGAACUGAGCCGCACACAAGAUGAAGAAGUAGGUGAUGGGACAACGUCAGUCAUAGUUCUUGCUGGUGAAAUGCUUCAUGUUGCCGAGGCUUUCAUUGACAAGAGCUUUCACCCUACAGUUAUUUGUCGAGCCUACAGCAAGGCUCUUGAGGAUGCUAUUGCAGUUCUUGACAAGAUUGCUAUGCCUAUCGAUGUGAAUGACCGUGUCACAAUGAUGGAGUUGGUGAAGAGUUGUAUAGGCACAAAAUUUACCAGUCAAUUUGGGGAUCUGAUUGCUGAUUUGGCGCUCGAUGCUACUACGACUAUCGGCGUGGACCUCGGUCAAGGACUCCGGGAAGUUGACAUUAAGAAGUACAUAAAGGUUGAGAAAGUUCCUGGCGGACAGUUGGAGGAUUCCAAGGUUCUUAAAGGAGUUAUGUUUAACAAAGACGUUGUUGCGCCUGGGAAAAUGAGAAGAAAAAUAAUUAACCCACGUAUCAUUUUACUUGAUUGCCCUCUUGAGUAUAAGAAAGGGGAGAAUCAAACAAAUGCGGAGUUGGUUAGAGAAGAAGACUGGGCAGUCCUCCUGAAAAUGGAGGAAGAAUAUAUUGAGAGUAUUUGUUUGCAAAUACUGAAGUUCAAACCCGACUUGGUCAUAACAGAAAAAGGACUUAGUGACUUAGCUUGCCAUUACUUUAGUAAAGCUGGAGUGAGUGCAAUAAGGAGACUGAGGAAAACAGAUAACAACAGAAUUGCAAAAGCUUGUGGUGCGACCAUUGUGAACAGACCGGAUGAACUUCAGGAAUCAGAUGUAGGAACUGGGGCUGGACUUUUUGAGGUUAAGAAGAUCGGAGAUGAGUUCUUUGCUUUUGUUGAUAACUGCAAAGACCCUAAAGCAUGUACAGUUCUUUUACGAGGUGCUAGCAAGGAUCUCUUGAAUGAGGUCGAGAGAAAUUUGCAGGACGCUUUGUCUGUGGCGAGGAAUAUCUUAAAGAAUCCAAAACUUCUUCCUGGUGGUGGUGCGACAGAGUUAACUGUGUCUGCUACUCUGAAGCAGAAGAGUCAAUCUAUUGAAGGCAUUGAGAAGUGGCCUUACGAAGCUGCUGCAAUUGCUUUCGAAGCUAUACCACGGACUUUGGCGCAGAAUUGUGGUGUCAAUGUGAUAAGGACUAUGACUGCGCUGCAGGGGAAGCAUGCAAAUGGAGAAAAUUCAUGGAUUGGUAUAGAUGGAAAUACUGGUGCAAUUUCGGACAUGAGAGAGCGAAAGAUUUGGGAUGCUUAUAAUGUGAAAGCACAGACCUUUAAGACGGCCAUUGAGGCAGCUUCCAUGCUUCUUAGGAUUGAUGAUAUUGUUAGCGGAAUCAAAAAGAAGCAAACGCCAGGGUCAACUCCAUCGAAACCAACAAUCGAGCAAGAAGGGGAGGCUGAUAAUGAGCAAAUGAUCCCCGAGUAAAAAAACCUCAGCUAACUAAAACCAGAGAAAAUCUGACGUAUUUGAAGACCCUAUCAUCGUGCUCGAAGAAGGAACUUUUUGUUUCCCUAGGGUUCAAUUCCUUUUUCGGGCCAUUGGUUCACGGAAUUUUGUUGUUGCGCAAACCUGAUUUUGUUACCUCCUUCGCUUUUCACUGGGUUGUCUUACUUUUCGUUUUAUUGAAGAAACUGUUAUGUGAUCAUUGACAUGAUCGCAUAACAAGUUGGAACUGUGGUGAGGAGGCUUCUGUUUUGGCUUCACAUUUGGAUAUGGAAUUGUGAAGGAAAGAAUCACUACUUGAAUUUGUGGAGGAAAA